This is a messenger RNA of Mollisia scopiformis, 369 nucleotides long. RefSeq lists its product as uncharacterized. The record is from RefSeq and is a predicted model, not a curated record. The coding region runs from base 1 to 369 and encodes 122 amino acids. The transcript is spliced from 5 exons. NCBI's taxonomy places the organism in Eukaryota, Fungi, Ascomycota, Leotiomycetes, Helotiales, Mollisiaceae.
AUGCCAAGACGAGCCCCAGAUAACGAUUGGACGCCCAGCUCACGCAUCAAAACCAAGAUUGCUGGCCAUAAAAUAAUUACCAGGAGCUCCGGUAAAGUGACUAAGGCAACAAAGCCAAGCAAAAUCACCAAGCCAAAGACGACGACUGAGAAAGUAGCUGAAAUGGUAGCUAAGGCAGCAAAACCAGUAAAAGCCAAGCCAAAGAAAACCACCAAGAAAGUCGCUAAAAAGGUAGAAGCAGUAAAGCCAGUAAAAGCUCAGCCAAAGACAAUGGCUGAAAGAUUUGCUGAAUGGAAAGCCAACCCCACAAUUCCAAAGUUUUCGGCUGUGAGGAACAUCAAGGUAGUGGGAGCAAGGAUGGAAGCAUAG